AUGGACUACAUACUCGACAACGUGGGCGAGUGGAAGAACCGCUUGGUCAACAACUCCAUCAAGUCCUUCGAAGACAUGACCGCUCAGCGCUGGGUCCGCAUUAUCGCUAUUGUCGGCGCAUACCUCCUCAUACGGCCAUACCUACUCAACGCCGCUGCCAAGAAGCAGAAACAACAGCUAGAGAAGGAAGCUGAAGAUCUGGGCCUGGGCAAGAGCGAGGCACUAGAUGCGAACGACUUCAGGGACAUGCCGUUGCGCUACGCUUUCCUAAGGACCAGAGGCUCGACUGCUGAGCGAUUCUUCCCAUUUAGUAUGGGUGAAGAGCUGAAGAUACACUUGAGAUUCGUCCAAGGAAUUUAUGUUCAACGUAGUGCACCCAAAGCAUAUCAUUCUGAUACAAGCGAGGAGCUUGUGAACUAA
Alternaria burnsii is the source of this 420-nucleotide messenger RNA. RefSeq lists its product as uncharacterized. The transcript has 2 exons. Lineage: Eukaryota; Fungi; Ascomycota; Dothideomycetes; Pleosporales; Pleosporaceae. The record is from RefSeq and is a predicted model, not a curated record. The coding region runs from base 1 to 420 and encodes 139 amino acids. Gene Ontology annotation, biological process: protein transport.